Molecule: messenger RNA, 1117 nt
Organism: Lolium perenne
Lineage: Eukaryota; Viridiplantae; Streptophyta; Magnoliopsida; Poales; Poaceae
Source: RefSeq, a predicted model, not a curated record
UACCAAAAACCCCAACUGUCCCCCGUCUUCUUCCACUCUCCAGGCAAACCCAACUCCGCACAAACACAGCCGCCCGCGCGCGCCUAGGGUUCCGCCACCCUCCCACAUGGCCGUCGCCAAGGCGGAGAUGCCGGCGUGGAUGCGCAGGCCCGGGGCCCCCGCCGCCGUCGACGCGGUCAUCUUCCUCCACUACGGGAUGAUGUGGGUCGCCACCGCGGCGUGCCUCGCCAUGGUCAUCGGGCGCCGCGCCUUCCGCCUGGUCGAGGGCUCCCCCGUGCUCUCAUCGGCGUCCUCGCUCUCCCUCUACUCCCUCACCGUCGGCGUCCUGCUCUACCCCGUCGCCAUCAUGCUCGUCGGCUUUCGCGGCAUGAGCUCCGCAUCCAAGUCCAAGGGAAACUCCAAGGAUACCAAGGUGCCCCCGACGCCACGCCAGAUUGCGCGGAAGAUGCUCAAGGAUCCUGUCAUGGCUGGAGCGCUCGUGGUGAUGGCCUUCAUUAUGCUCAUACCUGCUGGUGAUUUCGGGGUGGUGGACCUUUCCCUCCCGAAAGGAUCUCACAAGGCAGGGGUUGGUUCAGUCUUGAGGGACGUGGGAAUACUGGGUGCCUGUGUGGUAAAUUGUUUCAUCAUCGUACCCACUACGCUUCUCAGGCAGUGGAGGAUGAGGUAGAUGGGUUAUUCACUUGUGUUGCUGAGACAUAACCCUGAACGGAGUCGUGAAGACGAUGCAAGGCAAAUACAAGAGCUGACUCUUCGCUGAAGUUUACUGAAUUAUGGUUACCUGUAUUCAGGGCAGUAGAUUGGUCCACUGCUAGUAUUACACUAUUACAUACUCCAUGUGCCAGGUGCUCUCUUAAGUCAACAUUGUGUUGUUUCAGUUUUUACCUGCUGCUGGGAAGCCUGGAAUAUGUGACUAGACACUGAGGGAGUGAGGGGUAUGAAAACCUACCGGAGGAUACUGCUUUUCUAGCAAUAUAGCCAUGUUUGCAGUUUUAUGCUGGAUCACUACUGUUUCUUUGCAAGAGGUGUUGGCCUUGUGGCUGUCAGCGUAAUCGCGAUCUCAGAUGUAAUGUUGAUCUUGCAAAUGUUUAAUUCCAAGGGUUACCUGUGAGUGCUCUCA